AUGUCGAAGGAAACAACAGCGGCGGAUGUUUGGACAGUUUUGGAAGAGAGGUACAUGGCUAAAUCGGUACCGAACCACAUCAAUUUGAAGCAACGGCUAUAUGGCUUCAAAAUGAAAGAGGGAAGGUCUUUGAGUGAUAAUCUUGAUGGCUUCACUAAGUUGAUUCAAGACAUGGAGAAUAUGCAAAUCUCAAUUGAGGGAAACGAACACUUUGUGGAUACUCUCAAGUAUGGAAGAAAAACCUUGGAUGAGAAGGAAGUUAUAGUGGCGAUAGUUGCUAAGGAUGCGGAGAAGAGCUUGAGUGGCAAAAGUAGUGAUGGGUUGGGACUCACAGUGAGAGGAUUUUCCAGAGAGGUUGGAAAAGGACAGGAGAAGCAAUCCGAUGGAGAUGCAAAUGUUACCUUGGAAGGUUAUGAAAGCUCUGAAGUAUUGCUUGAAACCGACCGAGACAAUGGUGUUGAGUGGAUACUUGACUCGAGUUGUACUUUCCAUAUGAGUCUGAUGAGGAGUUAUUUUGAUAUAUUUGAGGAACUAGAUGGAGGAUUUGUUCUUAUGGGGAACAAUGCAGUUUACAAUGUUGAGGGGAUUGGUACGAUAAAGUUGAAGCUUCAUGAUGGAGUUGCGAGAACUUUGUCGGAUGUGCGGUAUAUUCCCGGGUUGAAGAGGAAUUUGAUUUCUCUUGGUACAUUGAAUGAGCAUGCAUAUAGUUAUAAGGCCGAGAGAGGCACUUUGAAGGUCUUGAAGGGUUCAAUGGUAGCGGUGAAGGCUUCUAAGAAGAAUGGCUUGUAUGUGCUAGAUGGAAAUGUGGUUCAAGGUGAAGCUUCGGUCUCGGUGAAUGAGAAAGUGAGCGACACCACACUUUGGCAUAGAAGGAUACACCAUAUUAGCGAGAAAAGGCUAAUUGAGCUUAGUAAACAAGGGCUUUUGUGUGGGCACAAGGUGGAGAAACUUGACUUUUAG
Molecule: messenger RNA, 960 nt
Organism: Ziziphus jujuba (common jujube)
Lineage: Eukaryota; Viridiplantae; Streptophyta; Magnoliopsida; Rosales; Rhamnaceae
Exons: 3
Coding region: 1-960 (319 amino acids)
Source: RefSeq, a predicted model, not a curated record